Eublepharis macularius is the source of this 2484-nucleotide messenger RNA. RefSeq names its product protocadherin gamma-B5-like. Gene Ontology annotation, biological process: homophilic cell-cell adhesion. Bases 1 to 2484 code for a protein of 827 amino acids. Gene Ontology annotation, cellular component: plasma membrane. Gene Ontology annotation, molecular function: calcium ion binding. The transcript is spliced from 2 exons. The record is from RefSeq and is a predicted model, not a curated record. Lineage: Eukaryota; Metazoa; Chordata; Lepidosauria; Squamata; Eublepharidae.
AUGGGAACAAGCCAGAAGGAAAACGGGGCUGCUGUUGCAAGGCAAGUACUGCUUCUUUCCUUAUUGUCUUUGUGCUGCUGGGCUGCCUCAGAGCAGAUUCGUUAUUCAAUCCCCGAAGAGAUGGCAAAGGGUUCAGUUGUGGGGAAUCUCGCCAAGGAUUUGGGAUUGAAUGCCAGAGACCUAGGAAGGAGAAAUCUGCAUGCUGUUUCUAUGGCUAAAGUGCAAUAUUUCACUAUCAAUGCAGACAAUGGAAACCUCUGUGUAAAUGACAGAAUAGACAGGGAGGGAAUUUGUGGCAAAAAUCCACUCUGUUUCGUGAAUUUUGAGGCAGUGAUAGAAAACCCUUUGAAUGUUUUUCAUAUAACGAUAGCAAUCCAGGACAUUAAUGAUAACAGACCAUAUUUUUUAAAAAACAAUAUCAAUUUAGAAAUUAUUGAAUCUAGUUUGCCAGGCACCAAAUUUCUCCUUGGGAAAGCUGAAGAUCCUGACAUUGGGAUGAAUUCUCUCCAGAAUUACCAGCUCAGUCCCAAUCAACAUUUCACCCUGGAAGUUAAAGAGAGUCAAGAUGGAAAUAAAUUUGCAGACUUGGUGUUGCAGAAGCCACUUGAUCGGGAAAGAGAACAGGCCUUCUGCUUGGUUCUUACAGCUACAGAUGGGGGUGAACCAAGAAAAACGGGUACUGCAGAGAUAUGCAUCAAUAUCACUGAUGCCAAUGACAACCCACCCAUCUUCACUCAAGAGGUCUACAGGGUCAGUUUGAGAGAAAAUGCUCCUGUUAACUCCCUUGUACUCAAUGUCCUUGCAACUGACAAUGAUGAAGGUUCCAAUGCCCAGAUCAAGUACCAUUUCAACCAUGUCCCAGUGAAUGCUGACAAUAAAUUCAGCCUGGAUACAACCAAUGGCUCCAUUACUCUUACAGGGACAUUGGACUUUGAGGAAGCUGAGGAAUACACCUUGACUAUUGCAGCAAAAGAUGGGGGUGGAUUAGAGACCCAGUGCAAAAUUGAAAUAAGGGUGGUUGAUGAGAAUGACAAUGCCCCAGAAGUGACUCUGGUUUCUUUGUUCAGUCCAGUCCCCGAAGAUUCAAUUUCUGGAACCUUAAUUGCUCUGAUCAAUGUGCAUGACAGAGAUAUUGGUGAUAAUGGAAAAGUAACAUGCACACUACAAAAUGAUUUGCCCUUUAACAUUCUUCCAUCUUCUAAUAAUUACUACAAAGUCCAGACAGACAGUCCCUUAGAUCGAGAAAAAAAAUCUGAAUAUAAUAUUACAAUCAUAGCCAUUGACAAAGGGAUCCCCCCUCUCUCCACGAAAAAAAUAAUUUCACUGCAGAUCUCUGAUGUCAAUGACAAUUCCCCCACUUUUGAGAAGCCAUCCUACAGCAUCUAUGUGCCAGAAAACAAUCCUUCUGGGGCUUCCAUUUUUAGUCUCAAUGCUUUAGAUCCAGACAUGGACCAAAAUGCACGAAUCACAUAUUCCAUCCUCCACAGCAACAUCGAGGAGCUCCCCAUCUCUUCCUACAUCUCCAUUAAUUCUGAGACUGGAGCUCUCUAUGCCCAGAGGUCCUUUGACUAUGAGCAGUUCAGAGAGUUUCAGCUGCAAGUGAAGGCCCAAGAUGGUGGUUCUCCCCCUCUCAGCAGCAACGUCACCGUGAGGGUGUUCAUUCUGGAUCGGAACGAUAACAGCCCACGGAUCCUGUCCCCUUCCCAAGAAGCCAAAGGCUCGGCCUUGUUUGAGAUGGUGCCUCGUUCGGCUGAGGCAGGAUAUCUGGUGACCAAGGUGGUGGCCGUGGAUGCUGAUUCUGGACACAACGCCUGGCUUUCCUACCAUAUUAUUCAAGCCACUGAACUGGCAUUCUUCACCGUUGGCUCUCAUACUGGUGAGAUCAGGACAGCGAGGGCGUUUGUGGAGAAAGAUGCUGCAAAACAGAAACUGGUCAUUUUGGUGAAGGAUAACGGGCAGCCGCCUCUCUCGGCCACCGUGAUGCUGAACCUGGUGUUUGCUGAGAACUUUCAAGAGGCCCUUCCAGAAAUGAAAAAUCAAUCCAGCAGCCCUGACUAUCAGUCUGACCUUCAGUUCUACCUGGUGCUGGCCUUGGCUUUGAUGUCGUUCUUGUUCCUCUUGACGGUGAUUCUCGCUGUUCUGAUGAAGCUUCGGCGAUCGGGAAACCCCAAAUUCCUGCAGUGCUUUGCUCCUGUUCCCCACUCAAAGGCUGGUGCCAUCUUCCCUCCAAACUUUGAAGAUGGGACUUUGCCGUAUUCCUACCAGCUGUGCCUGUCCUCAGAAUCCAGGAAGAAUGAGGUCACUUUUCUCUCCCCCAAUGUUCAGAUUGCGGGCAAUGUUCUUGGUAAUGACAACUUUGGUGUGCCUUUGACAGGCAGUGAACAAAACAAUUUACAUUUGGAAGUGGAGAAUACUGAAAAGGUAAGUUGUCUUCACAGGAAUUAUUUGCAUUGUAGAUUUCAUUAUCUUUUACUAUAUAUGUAA